This is a messenger RNA of Elaeis guineensis (African oil palm), 462 nucleotides long. Lineage: Eukaryota; Viridiplantae; Streptophyta; Magnoliopsida; Arecales; Arecaceae. The record is from RefSeq and is a predicted model, not a curated record.
UGAUUCCCUGUGAUCAUGCUAAUCAAUAUCUAUUUUUUGGUUUUUAGGUGGUGGAAAGAUGUAGGCCUUGGAAAUAGAUUGAGCUUUGCUAGAGAUCGACUGGUAGAGUACUUCUUUGCAACUGGAAUUGUAUUCAAGCCACACCUUGGAUAUUGUCGAGAGGAACUUACUAAAGCAUUUGCUUUGGUAGCAAUUAUAGAUGAUUUCUAUGAUAUUUACGGAACACUGGAUGAACUUAACCUUUUCACCAGUGCCGUCCAGAGGUGGGACUCCAAUGCAAUGGAAGGAUUUCCGGAGUAUAUGAAAAUCUUGUAUUCAGCUUUAUAUAACACAACAAAUGAAGUGGCGGAUCAUAUACGUAGAGAAGAGGGUUGGGAUGCCCUUCCUUAUCUCAGAAAAGCGGUAAAUUCACUAUCCUAUCCUUUUUUUACCUUAGCUUCUUGGUAAAAGUAUAGUGACAGC